AUGGACUCGCCUGCAAGCUCUGAGCAUCCCCCCCUCAAGUCAGAGCUCGUCCUCCCCGGCUUCAAGGAGGUCUUCACACCGUCGAGGCGGCACAGCUGGGCAUCGUGCCAGACCGACUCCCCGUACACCGCAGGCGCAGGCUCCAUUGGUGCGAGCUCCAAGCUUAACUCGCUCGUGCUCUCCGAACAAUACUCUCUGUCGCCCGAUCCACGAGAAUGGGGGUUUGAUUUAUCACCUCACUUAGAGGAGCCGGACGACGCGCUACAUAAUCCGGACGCCAAGAUGGACAGGCCAGAGGACAGAUUCAAAGACCCGUGCUCGAGGGGGGUUCUCAAUCUGGGAUGCUUAGUACUUCUCGGCUUGUUCUUCGUUGCCCUAUUCAUUGGAUACCCAGUUGGUGCAUAUGUAGCGCAACACCGUCCGAAAUUCUACGGUUACAACAUUGGAGGCAUAAACUCGACAGGGCAGGUUCCUGCUAUGGGAAACUUUGGGCUCAUCGACCAGGACACGCCGAGGGAUGCACUUAAACAUACUUCAUGGAGGAAUCCAGGCGAUGAAUGGAGUCUGGUCUUCAGUGACGAAUUUAACACCGAAGGACGGUCAUUCUACCCCGGCGACGAUCCAUAUUGGGAGGCUGUUGACCUUCAUUAUUGGGCAACUAACAAUCUGGAGUGGUAUGAUCCCGAAGCAGUCUACACAAAAGAUGGCUACCUUAUGAUCAAGUUCUCGGAACUGCUCAACCACGACUUACAAUACCAGGGUGGUCUAAUAUCGACUUGGAAUAAAUUUUGCUUCACUGGGGGUUUAAUUGAGACCUCGGUUUCUCUCCCAGGGGUCAGCAACGUAAUGGGUCUCUGGCCGGCGGUUUGGACUAUGGGUAAGGGCACAUUGUUCUUUGGAGCUUCUAAUAUUGAAGCUAUUUUGACACUAGGUAAUCUCGGCAGAGCUGGAUAUGGAGCAACCUUGGAUGGACUGUGGCCGUAUACCUAUGACGCUUGUGAUGUUGGCACCAUGCCAAACCAAACUCGCGACGGUCUCCCUCAAGCGGCACUUAUCAACGGUGAUCAUGGCCACAACGAUAUUCUAUCUUUCCUACCCGGUCAGCGGCUGUCUCGCUGUACUUGCGAGGGAGAAAGCCACCCUGGGCCAAAGCACGAAGAUGGAACGUAUGUUGGCCGGUCAGCUCCAGAAAUCGACGUAUUUGAAGCCCAGAUGAGUGGGCAACCUCUAAGCGGCGAGGUAUCUCAGUCUGCUCAAUGGGCCCCAUUCAAUGCCGGAUAUGUCUGGAAGAACGACUCAAAAAACAUGAUAUUUGGCGAUCAUUCCAUAACAAGGCAAAACUCUUUCACUGGAAGCAUCACACAACAGGCUACCUCCGUUGUCACAAAGACGGACCCAAAUUGUUACGAACUAGAGCAGGGGUGUUUCUCAAUUUAUGCGUUUGAGUACAUUCUUUGGGUCUCGAACAAUAAAAUGUCCUGGACUCUGAAUGUGCAAGGCCUAGGACCUGAUCCGGCGGUGGAAAUAUCUGCACGGCCUGUACCUCAAGAGCCUAUGUACAUACUGGUCAAUCUCGGGAUGUCGGAGAACUUUGGAGUAGUCGACGUUGCUCAUCUAACAUUUCCGGUUCACAUGCGCGUCGACUACAUCAGAGUAUAUCAACCGAAGGAUGCGAUCAAUAUUGGAUGCUCUCCCCGCGAUUUCCCAACAGAAGCCUAUAUCAACCGAUACAUCGAAGCGUAUACGAAUCCAAAUUUGACGACGUGGACCGGAGACUACCAGCAGCCUUGGCCAAAGAACUCAUUCGCAGGACAAUGCUGA
Messenger RNA from Pleurotus ostreatus (oyster mushroom), 1821 nucleotides. RefSeq lists its product as uncharacterized. NCBI's taxonomy places the organism in Eukaryota, Fungi, Basidiomycota, Agaricomycetes, Agaricales, Pleurotaceae. The record is from RefSeq and is a predicted model, not a curated record. Gene Ontology annotation, biological process: (1->6)-beta-D-glucan biosynthetic process; fungal-type cell wall organization. Gene Ontology annotation, molecular function: glucosidase activity. Bases 1 to 1821 code for a protein of 606 amino acids. Gene Ontology annotation, cellular component: plasma membrane; endoplasmic reticulum membrane. The transcript has 12 exons.